UAACCUCGGACUUUAUAUGGAUUGAAAGUAGUUAUUGUCGUAAAAUUAUUAAACAAAUACACUCAUGUCUCAAGAAUUCAGAUGUUACAUUUUCCACCAUGGCUUAUCAUUGAAAUAAAAUAGGUCAUUGUUAUUUCAGACUUUCACCGAGUUUACUCAUAAGUACAUUUGUUCUCACAAUGGAUAGUUUUCCUAUUUUCCUGCUUUGCGUAUUUUUUAUUAACUUAACUUAUGGUAAUGUUAUAGUAAGUACAAAGUACGGAGAUGUGCUGGGGACUAAGACGGACAAAGCUUUGCAGUUUUUAGGGAUACCGUUUGCGAAACCACCUGUCGGUGAUCUUAGAUGGAGGUCCCCGGAAUCACCGGAAUCUUGGUCCCCAAAUGUUUAUAAUGCAACGGUUCGAGCCCCAGGCUGUCCACAGAAAUUCUGCACCAAGUACCUGCCAGACAGCGGCUGCCCAACAGAAACUUCGGAGGACUGUCUAUAUUUAAAUGUGUGGACGCCACUUAACGCCCAGAAUUCAAUGAAAUACCCGGUUAUGGUAUUUCUACAUGGCGGGGCGUUUAAAUGGGGCUAUCCGGCGGCAGACGUCUACGACGGGAAUAAUAUAGCUAAUCACGGCGAGGUUGUUCUUGUUACUGUUGCUUACAGAAUAGGACUUCUGGGGUUUUUGUACACGGGUGAGCGUAAAGCGGACAGUCAUGGGAAUUAUGGGUUGCAGGAUCAGAGGCUGGCUUUAAACUGGGUCAGAGAGAACAUACAGAAUUUCGGAGGCGAUCCGGGAAAAGUAAUGCUGUUUGGUGAAAGUGCGGGUGCACAAUCUGUCUUCAUUCACAUGGUUUCUCCAAAGUCGAUCGGGCUCUUUCAUAGCGCAGCUGUACAAAGUGCCCCAUUUGGUAUACCAUACCGUACAAAACUACAGGCCCUUGGUGUUGCAAACGCAAUAUAUCUCCUCGCUGGAUGCUUUAUUGGCGAUGUGAAAUGCCUAAGAUCGAAAUCUGCCGAAGAAAUUGACGAAGCACAGGAAAAAUCAAUGCUUGCACCAACGUCUCUUAAAGUCAUAAACUAUUUUGAACCGAUUGGACCAAUCAUCGACGAGGAAGAAAACCCCCUUCAGCCAAUGGACGCGCUCCGCCAAAAUAAAGUGCGAAAUGUACCCACAAUUCUCGGAACGUUGAAAGAUGAAGGUAGAAUGUUUAUUCACGGGUUUUUGAACACGUCAUUGCCGCCAGUUUUGUACGAGGCGGCGCUAGGCAUAUUUAAGCCCUCCCAUUUCUUUCAAAUAAACAAGGAGUAUCCACUUCCGAGUGGAGAAAAAGAUUUGCGUGACACAUUGAGUCAGGUGGCCACUGAUUACCUCUUCACAUGUUCCAACAGGAAUGUCAGUCGACUUAGAGUUAAGCACAAUAUGGAAACAUACAGAUUCGUUUUUGAGCACGCAUCAGACUAUCCGAGUCCAACCUCGGACCAUUCCUUUUGCGAAAAGCACGUGUGCCAUGCAGCAGAGCUACCGUACUUGUUUGGUAAUUUUCUCGGAAGAAACGUUACCGAAAACGAGAUUAAUAUGUCACGUGAGAUGAUGUCAUACUGGACAAAUUUUGCACAUACGGGUAAUCCGAAUAAUGGUAGGAGCGUUCCAGAUAUUAAAUGGCCCGCGUAUGAAUAUGAAAAUUCUAAGAACGCGACAAUGCACUUUAUAACACCAAAGGACGAGCUUAUAGAAAACUAUCGCGAUGACUUCUGCGAUUUUUGGGAUACAGUGGAUUACGAAAAAUAGGCAAACGACACCAGCUUCUAUAAAUCACAUAAAGAAUUAAUUUAAUAGAAAAGAAAAUUGUUGUGUGAUAUUAAUCGUCGCUCUUCUCUGGAUCCAAAGAAAUAUAAUAAAUUUCAGGGAACAUAUUAAUGAUAUAUUCACCUCGUACAUUUCAGUCAAUCAAUGUGUUGAACGUAAACGUUUGAAUAUUGUGAUUUCAUAAAAUACUUAAGUUUUGGACAGCCACUCAAAUAUAUUACCAAGGAAAAUAAAAGAAACGAGGUAAAAUCUGCCGUUCGGGGCAAAUUGAUACAUUAAUUAUGGAAAGGAUCGUAUGGUCAUAUUUUAAAGAAACUGCAUUUUACCUCAUUAAGAAUUCCUUGCAUGACCGCGUCUAAUUAAUUAUUUGCAGCCUGAUCAAUUCAAAGCGAGGCUGAUAUUCAAAGCGAGGCAAAAGUUUGAUUUGCUGCGUUUGGCGGCUGUAUUCCGUCUGCUGAUUUAAAAUUCAAAUCAGUGUCAAUAUUUACAUUAUCCAACAAAGGUGUUUGCAGUUGCUUUGUCAUGAUGUAAUAAGGCACGUAAACUUAUUAAUUUUAUAUAAAAGCACAUUGAAUUUGAUAUGUGAAAUAUGGGGUGUCUUGCUAAUCGAAUUCUAGUUUUUAUGAGAUAUCUAUUCGGUGAAUUAUUUUUGAUAUUAGUGUUUCCGGUUUUUGACGUAUUUAUAAAUAAAUAAAAACUUAGACCCUUGGAUUUCAUAUACAUGUAUAUAGGGUUAGCGCACGUUUUUCCGUGUAAUAACGUCUGCAGAGUCCCAAGGAAUGGUUUGGGGUAUAACAACAUAAUUUGAUAAAAGGUUAAUUUUGAAAUUCUAACUUCAUCUAAUUGAAUUUAUAAUUAAUUAUUUUUUAUACCACUGAAUUAAGUCCUUGCUGAUAUUAGAUUUUAUUGAAAGCUUUAAGUUUAGACAGGUCAAUGGUGUCAAAUUUAAUUCUUUUUAUAAAGGGUGUCCAUUCUAAUUCUAUUAUAACAGUGACCCGAGAGUUUUUAAAAAAACUGAAACAGUUUCGUUCUCAAGAAGUCAAUGAUCACCUUAAUAUGGUACAAAACCUUUCAGGCCUAAAUCCAGCUAAUAUUUACAUAUCCUCAAAUAGUUUAAAACAUGUGUCGGAAGUUCAAUAUUUAAUGUAGUGACGUAUAUAAGUGCAAAGCUGUUAAGACUAUAGAAAAACAACUUAUCAAAAUCAGUAUCAACCACUGGCAACCUCAAGAGCUGUUAAAAAUGCCUUAAGAUUAUAUAGUUUAUAUAGUU
Messenger RNA from Ruditapes philippinarum (Manila clam), 3066 nucleotides. Its product is annotated as cAMP-regulated D2 protein-like. The transcript is spliced from 5 exons. The coding region runs from base 180 to 1778 and encodes 532 amino acids. Gene Ontology annotation, molecular function: cholinesterase activity. Lineage: Eukaryota; Metazoa; Mollusca; Bivalvia; Venerida; Veneridae. The record is from RefSeq and is a predicted model, not a curated record.